AUGCCCGGCGACCGCCCGCUAGCUAUGGACAUUAUUGAUAUAGUCGACAACGGUGCUGAGAGUACGUUUUCGAAAAGAAGACCGGUUACGGACAUCAAACGCAUCAUGUCGUCCUACGAAAUUCGAAACUCUAUCUUGACCAUGGCGUUGUGUCCAGACGAGGAAAUUAUCUUUGACCUCACAAACCGGACAACAAACGUGGAUGUGGCCCACAUCGCAUCGGUCACUACUUGCUUGACUGGUACACACGAGGUCGGUUUCCGGGAAAGAGCGUUUAGUGUCACAUUGACAAGUACGAGUACCCUGGCAGCUUUCACCGCUGAACUAAAGAUACUCCGCGGACUGCCUCUCGGAAACCCUAUGAACAUAAUCAUUCGCUACUAUCUGGACAACAAUGCCUCCUUGGACGAGGUACGGCUCGAUGCUCUCGCGCUUUUGCAUGCGACGGGGUGUCGCUACCUAUCAAAGCCCGUGUGCAUCGAAGUCUACCGCAAAUCUGGCACUGCCCCAAUCAACAGCUACACUAUAUCUCUUGAGGAUAUACGACAGAGCAUCCUUCUCUUCAUGUACCAGAUCUUCAAGAAAAGUCCAGAGCACAUGCUAGCGCAACUACCAAGGAUCUGGAUGAGUGGCAGGGGCGAGGCGCGGGAAGCCGAGUGGGACUUGAGCAAGUGUUCUAUUGAGCCGAUCGUAAAUGAGAACGUUGGCAUCAGCUCGACAAUCAUUCAAUCACGCUACGAAGAGAUUAAAGGGGUGUUCGAAAGCAUGCUCGAUCCAGGCAAUUUUCCGCCUGACUCUAUGGGUGAUUCCGCAAUACGGUUGUGGUACUAG
This is a messenger RNA of Alternaria hordeiaustralica, 831 nucleotides long. RefSeq lists its product as uncharacterized. Lineage: Eukaryota; Fungi; Ascomycota; Dothideomycetes; Pleosporales; Pleosporaceae. The transcript has 2 exons. Bases 1 to 831 code for a protein of 276 amino acids. The record is from RefSeq and is a predicted model, not a curated record.